AUGACCGGCGAGAUGUUCAUUCCAGAGUCUCUGGUCCUCCCGAGCGGGGUGAAGGCCCUGUGCGAGGACCAGGCGUUGCGGUCAUCAGUCCUGGCGUCAAUGCCGACCCUGGACGAGGGCGGCCUGGCGGUCCGGCAGCUGGGGGGCGACCCCAACCGCAGGCUCCAGAUCCCUAGCGUCUCACCGGUCCGCCAGCAAUGCACCAACGAGGGUCCCGGGGAGCCGGAGCCCAGAGAUGAUCCGUCAGGGGGACCCGGCCCCCAGCCAGCACCGGGACCCGCCGCGCCGACCCCAGGAGGACCCCCGCCCGAAGCUGCUCCAGAAACUACCGGGCCCAUGGGUCCGGAGCCGGAGGCCUCCACUCUGCCACGACCCGAAGCUGCCGCCCAGGAGGAGGCCGCCAAAGCCGCUGCAGCGAUGGAGACAGCGGCAGCAGCUUCAGACGACGAGGCCGGGCCCUCACCAGCUGAGCCAGCAGCUGAAGGGGCCACUGCCAUGGCGAAGGCUGCAGCGCCAGAGGCAGCAGAGGUGGCGGAGAUCACAGCUCCGGAGGCCGCAGAGGCGGCGGCACCGGAGGCAGCGGAAGCGGCGGAGGCGACGGCACCAGGGGUCGCCGAGUGGGAGAAGCUGGAGGCCGAGCGCCACCGACUCUCCGACUGGGAGGUCCGUCUGGGCGACCGCAUCAACUCUGUCUCCACCCGCUACACCGAGGAGCGCGCCAAGCUCGUGCAGGGGCGCGAGCUUCUGCAGGAAGAGCUGGAGCAAGCUCGCAUCCGGGAGGCGGCAGCGCUCCAACGGGAGAAGGAGGCCGCGCGGCGGGAAGCGGAAGCCCUUAAGGGGUUGAUCGUCGUGGAGGAGAGGAUGGAGGCGGUAGCGGACAGGGAGCGGACCGCCCGAGAGCUGGCGGCCGAAGUCAGGAGGGCGUCGGCAAUCAUCGAGGCGGAAAAGUCCACCCUCGCAGAUUUGGCGGCGGCGGUGGCAAAGAGAGAGGAAGGGCUGGCGGCCCGCGAGGCCGAGGAGGAGCGCGAGGCGGCCCUCCGAGAGAGGGAGGCCAAGGUGGAGGAGCUCCUAGCGGAGCGGGGCGCCAGCACCGAUCGGAUUACGAGAUGGGUUGGCGUGGUGAACCCUCUGCUCGAAUCGCUCGGGGCCAACCCCAUCUGGGUGUCAGGGGCUCCUUCACCCCUCGGCGCCGCACUCCAGGUCCUGGACACCACUGCCGAGCGGGUUCGGGACGUGGAGGCCAACAUCCAGGACCUCCUGGAGACGGAAGGGCGCGAAGUUGCUCGGGGGGUGGCGGAGUACAUUCUCACCAGCUUCCGGAGCCACGACCCCGCCAUCCAGCUGACUCCUGUUCUGGUCGGACCCCUCCGGGCGACGGCGGCCGUCGCGCGGGAAGGAGUCCUAGAAGCGGCGGGCAUGGUCGCAGCUCACCUCCGGCGCCGCCCCGAACCUGCAGAAGGUGGGAGUGCCUCCGGACCGCCAGGGCAGUAG
Panicum hallii is the source of this 1491-nucleotide messenger RNA. Its product is annotated as translation initiation factor IF-2-like. The transcript is spliced from 4 exons. NCBI's taxonomy places the organism in Eukaryota, Viridiplantae, Streptophyta, Magnoliopsida, Poales, Poaceae. Bases 1 to 1491 code for a protein of 496 amino acids. The record is from RefSeq and is a predicted model, not a curated record.